Molecule: messenger RNA, 2261 nt
Organism: Capsicum annuum
Lineage: Eukaryota; Viridiplantae; Streptophyta; Magnoliopsida; Solanales; Solanaceae
Product: phosphatidylinositol/phosphatidylcholine transfer protein SFH6-like
Exons: 11
Coding region: 696-1724 (342 amino acids)
Source: RefSeq, a predicted model, not a curated record
GUGGGGGAUAGGUUGAAGAUGAGUGGAAUGCCAAGUAUUUUUGUUCUUAAUGAGGGGUCUCCAAUUUUAUGUUAUGAAAUUGGAAUCACGUCGAACAUUCAAAGACGAGUACCACAAAAAACGCUAUGUAAUUUCACAUAUACCAAGAGGACAAAUCUAGGGUAUCGCUUAUGAAUUUUCGAAACUCCAGUGAUUCUUGAGCAAUAUGUUAUAUACAUGAGAAAUAUUUAAUGAAAAUUCAGUAACAAAAUAAAAUAUUUAAUGAAAAUUCAGUAACAAAAUAAUCACUCACUUUCUUUGGGCACAUAUAAAGUCAUGAGAAAUAUUUAAUGAAAAUUCAGUAACAAAAUAAUCACUCACUUUCUUUGGGCACAUAUAAAGUUCUCUUUUAUAAGAUGGAAUUAUCGAAAACUCAUAAACUUUAAAUAUCCGAUCCACCACGAGAACAAUUUUUUUUUUUUUUUAAAAGAAAUUAGAUACAAAAGGGACAAUGGCAUAUUCCCGCCAGUGAAAGAGUGCCACAAAACCAACCGCUAUCCAAAAAAACUAGACAAAAAAGCUUAACUGCUUCAUGUAACUCCCUUAAUUCUUUUCAUUUCAAGUCUAGAUAUUGUUUCCAUGUUAAACAGAUCAAUCAUUUGUACAUCUAUGUUAAGACGACAUUUAUAAACUUCAUCUUUAGUUAGUCCUUGGAAAUGUCAGGCAGUGAAGGAUCUUUAUUUGAUGAUGGAAUCUGUGAAGAAAAAUUACAUUCUGUGAUAACCAGGCCACAAAAUGAUACUGGAAUUUCUUUUACCACAAAGGAAAUUGGUGGUGGCCCUGAGGAGUUGGAGUUUGUAAAUGACUUUCGACAAAUGCUGAUCCUGGAGAACCUGCUUCCUCUUAUACAUGAUGAAAAUCUCAAGUUAUUAAGAUUCUUGAAAGCAAGAAAGUUUGACAUUGAGAAGGCAAAGCUCAUGUGGACAAAUAUGCUCCAGUGGAGGACAGAUUUUGGAACUGACAGUAUUAUCAAGGAUUUCAACUUCCAAGAAAGGGAUGAAGUUCUGCAAAACUACCCUCAAGGUUAUCAUGGCAUGGAUAAGGAAGGAAGGCCAGUUUAUAUUGAAAGAUUGGGGUUAAUGAACAUUGAUAAACUUUUGGAAGUAACUACUUUGGAUCGUUAUGUUAAAUAUCACGUUCAAGAAUUUGAGAAGUCUAUUGCAUUCCGAUUUCCUGCUUGCUCUGUAGCAGCCAAAAGACCUAUCGAUAGAGGUGUUACCAUUCUGGAUGUCGAAGGAGUGAGUUUGAGGAACUUUACGAAACCUGUACGAGAAGUGAUCUCGCAGCUGCAGAAAAUUGAUAAUAACUAUUACCCUGAAACACUGGGUGAAAUGUUUGUCAUAAACGCUGGACCGAGAUUUAGGCUACUCUGGCAUAUACUCAAGCCUUUUCUUGACCCUGAAACAACUUCCAAGAUUCAUGUUCUCGGCAACAAUUAUCAAGGCAGACUGCUUGAAAUCAUCGACGAAUGCGAGUUGCCAGAUUUUCUAGGUGGUAGCUGCACGUGUGAAAAUGAUGGUGGUUGUUUAAGGUCGGAUAAAGGGCCGUGGAGAACACUAAAGACAUCAACGAUGAAUUUUGGAGAAGAAGCAGAAUGCUUAGAGAAGACAGUGGCAACAUCGAAGGUUGCACGACAACCAGUAGGAGAAAAUCAGCCACAGAUGGAAUUUGACGAGGCCUUCUAGUGCAACGUUGGCGUUGUUGCUCUUCAUCAGCUCUCCUGCUACUUCAGCUGGUGUUACCUUAACUCUCCGGAACAGAUCUUCAAUUGCCUUAAACAGCCUAUGCUCGUCUACAUUUAGGUAAUUAGAUGCAAGUACUCUGAAACCACUGAAAGUGCAGUAUGACAUCUCAAUGUGCACAUCCAUACGUCCAGGUCUCAACAAUGCUGGAUCAAGUCUGUCCUUGUGAUUCGUUGUGAACACAAUGAUUCGUUCAUCCCCACAACUCGACCACAAGCCAUCAAUGAAGUUCAACAGCCCAGAGAGUGUAAUCUGCAUUUAUAGAUUCUUUAGCAAAAUAUAUAUAUUCAUGCAAGUGUUAGAAGAUCCAUUCUAUUGUUUCAUUAGUCAUCAAUGUAAUCACAUGCUUCAAACACGAACUAAAUUGUAAAGAUCACAAUCAAUGUUGUACAUAGCUACAAAAAAACGCUACAAUGGCAUAGAAAAAUAUUCUUACUUUUCUCAAUAAUCAUAAAGAGUUUUUCUCUUCUUUGUUGAUUA